This is a messenger RNA of Cladophialophora immunda, 2536 nucleotides long. RefSeq lists its product as hypothetical. Bases 622 to 2316 code for a protein of 564 amino acids. NCBI's taxonomy places the organism in Eukaryota, Fungi, Ascomycota, Eurotiomycetes, Chaetothyriales, Herpotrichiellaceae. The record is from RefSeq and is a predicted model, not a curated record. The transcript has a single exon.
GUGACAAUAAGUAUUGGCAUGUGUCCGCUUUCUAAACCCAUUCAGUACAAACGAGGGGCAGAGUAGGUACUUAACAUUUCAUGGUUUGUCUCAGGUAUGGUCUACUCUAUUCCCGGAUAUGAGAGAGAGAGAGAGAGGGAGGGCUUUAUUGCGUGGCCGUUGUCUUUGCGUUGCCCUUGACUUGCGCAUUUGAACCAUGGUCGAUCCGUCCCAUCCACCGGACGAAUGUGCAGGCACUGCUGAUGCUGAGCAAGAGCAGCGUGUACCUCUAACAAGUCCAGUAGCAGAGAAAGCUCGGAAGGCUCCUGGAUUUCUUGCUGAGGAUCGUCAUGACGGCUCCGACUCGCCACAAGUUCGGGAUGGAGCGUCCACGGGCCGUGCGAGAAACAGCGGCGUUAGCAUUCGCAGGCUCUGGAGCUCAUGGUGGCUGGAGGUAGCAGGUAGCGUCUUGAUCCUGCUGGUCUUCGUCGCGCUGGUCAUUACGCUGAAAGAGUAUCAAAAUCAACCUCAGCCAAACUGGCCACAUGGCUUCUCCAUCAACACGCUCGUGUCGGUGUACACAGCCCUGUUCAAGUUGCCACUCAUGCUCAUUGCAUCGGAAUGUAAGUGUUUCCCGCUCUUAUGACUAGAGUCUCCUCACCCCUUGGCUUAGGUCUGGGUCAGUCGAGAUGGAGGUGGUUCCGCCGGCGGAAGCAACCUUUGAACGACAUUGCGAUCUACGAAUCUGCCCUCCGAGGAGACCCGUUUGGGGUCAUCCAGCUACUGUGGGCGACUCGCGGACGACAGCUUACGGCGACCAUCGGCGCGAUCAUAUCUUUGGCUUCCCUUGUGAUCGACCCCUUCAAUCAAGCCGUCAUCACCAUCUACCCUUGCCAGAUCCCCGAUGCAUCGUCACUGGGCGACGUCCCGCGCGCAAACACCUUGCAGAUUCCGGAAACCCUGCCGUUGACGAUGCAAUAUAACAUGCUGGCGACUGCCCUCGGGUUGGGGUCAUUCGAGGUCAGGCCCAGGUGCCAGUCCGGAAACUGCACCUUCGACCAGGAAUACCAUUCGGUCGGCCUCUGCAGCAGCUGUACAGAUAUCAGCGCCCAAUUGCAGCGCAAUUGUACCAUCCCAGGAGACAUACAGCCACAGGUGACAGCCACGCUUCCCAGUUGCCGCUGGUUUCUCGAGCACACGGAUCCCGGCGACGGCGAGAAUCCCAACUAUAUUGGCUUUGACACGUCCAUACCGCUCCAGGGUGGUGACCUUUGGAAACUGGUGAACUACGAGGUUGCCUCGUACUCGGUCAAUCAUACUAUUGCUUGGAUUGCGGACCCGCCCCAGGCCGUUUCCUGCUCUGUCAAGCCUUGCGUCAAGUCCUACAAGUCUGCUGUCGUCAAUGGGAGCUUUUCCGAAGAGCUGGUCGGAAAGUCACAAGUAUGGCCAGAUCCGCCUAUCACUCCAGCGUACCAAUGGGACGUUAUCUAUUCUCGAAUGCUGAAUCGCGACUGUCUGCCACCAGCCACAAAGCAGGCCCUCAUGCGCCAAAACAUCGAUACCACCCCCGAAUGGAUUGCCUACAACUUUACCGUUCUCAACAACACCCCUAGUGGGCUGCGCGUGCUGCAAGGCAUGGCCCCUGAUCCCUCCGUCCCCGAUGAAUGUCUGUACCAGUACGAAUCGUAUGAAUUGGGCGUGCAGAGUCCCAUUAAAAACGUCAUCAACUGGUUCGCCACCCAAUUCAAACAGCCUCUCACGGCGUGGGUGACCUACAACGGGACCAACCUCACCGGCGGCAUCGCGUCCGACAUUUUCAACUACGGCGACGCAGCACCACCCAUGUACUGGAUCAAUGGUCUGGACGCGAACCAAAGCAACGUCAUGGUGGCGCUGUACGGCAACGGCAGCAUCACGGGCGCCACCGUGGCGCAGAUGUUCGACAACGUCGCCGCCACCAUGACCAACUUCGCGCGCAGCAACCCCAAGGCACUCCUCGAUGGCAACGGACGCAACGUGGACCUCGCGCCGGCGCAGACGCCCGAGCUGCUGCAGAACUCGUGCAUCAGCAUCAACUGGCCCUGGCUGGCGCUGCCCGCGGCGCUCAUGCUGCUGAGCGUGCUGUUUUUGGGGUUGACCGUUGCGCAGUCCUCGCGGCCGGGCUCGGCGGGCGUCUGGAAGUCCUCGCCGCUGGCCUUGCUCUGGCAUGGGUUCGAGGCGCCGCAGCCCACGAGCCCCGCGUCGGACGACCUGAAGACGAUGGAGACCAUGUCGAAGAACAUGAGCGUGCAGCUGCGACAGACGGCACUGGGCUGGAAACUCGUGCAGCGGGCAUAGAGCAGGGAACCGGCAAGAGAAGCUCCUAGCUCUAUAGAACCACGGAGCCGGAUGGGUUAUUGAGUGUAUACUAUUACCAGGUAAUUAGCACAUCUUCCUUGGACACAAAUACGUCUUUCCCAUCCGAGACACGUCUUGCCUCUACCGAGUACAUUGCGGAUGUGACUUUAUGACUAGGAUGUUGUUCCUAUGCGCUGCUUCCCGCGCUGUCACAAUUCCA